Molecule: messenger RNA, 3108 nt
Organism: Cydia splendana
Lineage: Eukaryota; Metazoa; Arthropoda; Insecta; Lepidoptera; Tortricidae
Exons: 3
Coding region: 40-3108 (1022 amino acids)
Molecular function (GO): zinc ion binding; nucleic acid binding
Source: RefSeq, a predicted model, not a curated record
CCCAGUCCUACGUGUCAUCCUCGUCGAGAAUCUGGCAGCAUGCGAUGUCACAUGCUGGAAAUGGAGCUGAAGAGAGAAAGAGCAAGACUUCGGGAAGCUGAAGGCCGGCGUCGUUCUUCAAGACGUAACUGCGACAGAAGAUCAACGAGUCGGAGGCACCGCAGUCGGUCUCCACCUGGUCGGCACCACACCUUACCCCACGCUGAGCAACGUGUCACAAGCCAAGCUGAGCAGCAGGAGGAACAGCACGCUGAGCAUCGGCCUGAGAGACGGGCCAAGCGACCAGCCGAGCAUCGUGACGACGCUGGACGUUAUGAAAGGUCACGUAGCCCUUCUUUUUCCAAAAAGGAUUUAGUUGAUAUUAUUUUGCAAUUAAGGGGUGGUCUUACAUCCCAACCACCUGCACAGCCCGCACAACAGCCUUUACAGAAAAUAGACCACAAAAACAUCUUACCUGGCUUUGACCCUUCAACCAAAAAUCAACGUAUGGAUAUUUGGUUGAAGAAGGUUAAUGAAUGCGCUGCUGUGUAUGGUUGGGAUGAGAGGACUACCACGCAUUUCGCCAUGCAGAAAUUGCAAGGUCUGGCCAAGACGUGGUACGAAAGCCUAAAUACGAUUCUCUUUAGUUGGCAAGAGUGGCAAGCAAAGUUGCUCGACGCGUUUCCUUGUGACCAAAACUAUGGCCAGAUCUUGGAAGACAUGCUCAAAAGAAAAAGCAAGUUUAAUGAACCCAUAGAAGUAUAUUAUUACGAGAAACUGAGUCUAGUUAACCAGUGUGACAUAGUAGGGAAACGCGCCGCGGAUUGCAUAAUACAUGGAAUCACCGAUCGAACGCUUAGGUCUGGUGCUUUAGCGUUGCGCUGUACUCACCCGGAUCAAUUACUGCCUUUUCUGAUGAGUUACAAAGAAUCGAGUCAAAUUAGUUCAGAUCGUUACCAUGUCAGAAAUAGGACCAUGGGUAAUACUUUUGUCGGGGGAAAUAGUACAGCUCAACCUAAACCUGGCCUUAAGCCGGGGCAACAAUCGGGUUGCUAUAAUUGCAAGGAACCUGGUCAUAGUUACCUUUACUGUACUAAACCCAUCAUUAAAUGCACAAAAUGCAACAGGAUAGGCCAUACAGCGGAAAAGUGCUUUACUAAGAAUAGCGUCCCUGGCGAUAAAUUGACUAGUUCUAACACUACCGUACCAAAGGUCAUGAAAAUUAAUCUUGUUGACUCUGAUGUUACCUCUAGACCCAGUUCUAAGUAUUUCAAGGAUGUAGUAGUGCAGGGUAGGACUCUUACGGCAUUUAUAGAUUUUGGUAGCCAGCUCACCUUGAUUAGGGAAUCUACGGUAAAGGAGUUGGGUAUAUCGCACGACCAUAUUCCCACACUAAUGAAGGGUUUCGGUAAUGGCCUAACUAUGUCGUUGGGUAGCCUGACACUUGAUCUCUCGGUUGACGGGGUAGGAGCCACUGUUAGUUUCAGAGCUGUCGACGACGAAUUGUUGGAUAGGCCCAUUUUGGUAGGGCAGUCUUACACGGAGCAGGCUCAUAUAACAGUAUACAAGGAUGCCAACAAACUGCAGUUUUUCAAUAUUACAAAUGAAUUCACCUGCGUUGAUGUAGUUGAAGACGACGAAUCAUUGUUGCGGUACCACACUUUCAGCGUUGUGCAGCUUCAUGGUGCAGCUUCAGUUAGGGUCCGGACAAAAACAGCAUUCGAUGGCGAUGUCCUAGUGAAGCAGUCUAUAGCCGGUAGACCUAACGAGACAUACAUUGUAAGUGGCGGUCUUUAUCAUUCUGUUAAGGGGAGCAUAUAUGUAUUGGUAAUGCCGUGCGCAAAUUCUUGUCAAAUUCUGCCAAAUGUUGUGUUUUGUCGUGCAGAACGCGUGCAUAUGGUUAAGCAAGUUGCCCAGGUCCCCACAGAUACAGGUGUCGAGACAGAGUUUGAUGUAAAGCAGGUCCGGAUAGGCGACGGAGUGUCUUCCGAUGAUAGAGAUAAAUUGUUAGACUUACUGAAGAAAUAUAGGCAUUGUUUUGCUUCUUCUCUUGCUAGUCUAGGUUGCACCAACGCUGCUGAGAUGAGUAUUGAAUUGAACAGUCAACGUCCGGUCGUUUAUCGUCCCUAUAGGCUAUCUCAUCACGAACGAGAAAAGGUGCGCUCAAUGGUAGGAGAGAUGCUAGAGGCUGGCAUAGUCAGAGAGUCUGUGUCCGACUACGCGAGUCCCAUUCUUCUUGUUCGAAAGAAAGAUGGAUCUCUUCGGUUAUGUGUCGACUAUCGAAUGUUGAACUCGGUGACUGUGAAAGAAAGAUACCCUAUGCCCAUUAUCGAGGAAGAGAUAGCUCGCCUCGCUGGGCAGUCUUGGUUUAUCACUCUCGACCUCGCUUCUGGGUAUUACCAAGUUCCCAUUUCAGAGCACAGCAAGCACUUCACCUCGUUUGUUACCCCGGACGGCCAAUACGAGUUUAAUCGCAUGCCGUUCGGGCUAGCAAACGCUCCUGCUGUCUUUCAGCGCAUGAUCAAUUCAAUACUAGGAUCGGCCCGAUUUGGUAAGGCGACAGCAUACAUCGACGAUAUUCUCAUUUAUGGUCAAAGCCCCGCGGAAUGCUUAGAGCGCCUCGAAGACGUGUUGAAGGCUGUCGAAAGCGCGAACCUUACUCUUCUCUUAAUAUGUCGAAAUGUCACUUUUUGCGUCAGGAGAUUGAUUAUUUGGGGGUUGGCGGGUUAUUUUCGGAAGUUCGUUAGGGAUUUCGCUCAGAUAUCAUUGCCGCUCAGCAAACUGCUAAAGAAGGAUUCUAUUUGGGAGUUGGGAGAUAGUCAGGAAGAGGCGUUCGAAAAUCUGAAGGCAAGGUUAGUUGAAAGGCCCGUACUCUCUAUUUACGACCCGGCAGCCGAGACGGAGCUACACACGGACGCUAGGCCUUACCGUAUUAUUAAGGAUUUAGGUAUGGAUAGAUACACGGUUGCUCCCGUGCCAGGGCUGUCAUGUACAGAAAAUCGACGACCUACGACGGUUGCUGCGGACCGUAUAAAACCUUGGAUCAGUAUUGCUGCCCUCGAGGUAAAUGACGAUGAUUCGGACUCUAAUAGCAACAGUGAUGAUGAUGAUGAUAAUAUUCGAGACUAA